AUGACGCGGAACCUAGAGGUGUGGGUCACCACGGUGGCCGCGUGCCUACUAGCUGAGGGAGUGCUCGCGGGGUAUGGCAUGAGCAUGUUCGCUGCACAAUCCUCCCUUCCAGACCCCUGCUACGACGAGAAUGGAAACCCCCGGAGAUGCAUCCCGGAUUUUGUUAACUCUGCUUUCGGUAAGGACGUGCGCGUCUCCAGCACCUGUGGAACCCCUGCCACCCGGUACUGCGUCGUGAGCGAGAUGGGAGAAGAGAGAACAAGGGACUGUCACACGUGCGACAGUGAGGAUCCCAAAAAGACUCACCCACCGGCGUAUUUAACGGAUCUUAACAACCCACACAAUCUGACCUGUUGGCAAUCUGAGAACUAUGUACAAUACCCGCUGAACGUCACGCUUGCACUGUCUCUCGGGAAGAAGUUUGAGGUGACCUACGUCAGUCUGCAGUUCUGCUCCCCGCGCCCGGAGUCCAUAGCCAUCUUCAAAUCCAUGGACUACGGCAAGUCAUGGGUUCCGUUCCAGUUCUACUCCACCCAGUGUAAGAAGAUGUACGGCCGCCAGAACAAGGCAGCCAUCACCAAGGUGAAUGAGCAGGAGGCUAUUUGCACAGACUCACACACGGACAUGCACCCUCUCACCGGCGGCCUCAUCGCGUUCAGCACCCUGGACGGAAGGCCAUCCGCGCACGACUUUGAUAACUCCCCGGUGCUGCAAGACUGGGUCACGGCCACCGACAUCAAGGUGAUGUUCAGCCGGUUGCAUACUUUCGGAGACGAGAAUGAGGACGACUCAGAGCUGGCGCGCGAUUCCUACUUCUACGCGGUGUCUGACCUGCAGGUUGGCGGACGGUGCAAAUGUAACGGGCACGCCUCGAAGUGCGUGAAAGACCGGGAUGGAAACUUGGUGUGUGAGUGCAAGCACAACACCGCGGGACCGGAGUGCGACAGGUGCAAGCCGUUCCAUUACGACCGGCCGUGGCAGCGCGCGACGGCCAGAGAAGCCAACGAAUGUGUUGCCUGCCACUGUAACCUCCAUGCCCGCCGAUGUCGGUUCAACAUGGAGCUGUUUAAACUGUCCGGACGGCGCAGUGGAGGGGUGUGUCUAAACUGUCGUCACAACACGGCUGGGCGCCACUGCCACUACUGCAGGGAAGGGUUCUACAGAGACCUGACCAAGGCUAUCUCCCACAGGAGGGCCUGCAAAGCAUGUGACUGCCACCCGGUGGGGGCUGCAGGGAAGACGUGUAACCAGACGACCGGCCAGUGUCCCUGCAAGGACGGGGUGACGGGCAUCACCUGCAACCGCUGUGCUAAAGGCUACCAGCAGAGCCGCUCCCCUAUCGCCCCCUGCAUCAAGAUCCCAGUGGUGUCUCCUACAUCUACCUACUCCAGCUCAGAGGAGACUUCAGAUUGUGAGUCUCAUUGCAAGGCAUCCAAGAGCAAACUGAAGAUCAACAUGAAGAAGUAUUGCAAGAAAGAUUAUGCGGUGCAGGUGAGCGUGCUGCAAGGUGACCGGGCGGGGGAGUGGUGGAAGUUCUCUGUCAACGUGCUCUCCGUCUACAAGCACGGCGAGCAGCGUAUCCGGCGCGGGGAGCAGCUGCUGUGGGUGCAUGCCCGGGAUGUGAGCUGCCGCUGCCCCAAGGUGAAGCCAGGCAGGAAGUACCUGAUCUUGGGCUCCGACAAGGACCAGGCGCCCGGCAGGGACCAGCCCCCCAGCCACGCCGGCCUGGUGGCGGAGAAGGGAGGGGUGCUAAUCCCCUGGAAGGAGCUCUGGGGACGAAGACUCAGGAAGUUCCAACAGAGGGAUAAGAGGGGGAAGUGUUAG
This is a messenger RNA of Hypomesus transpacificus, 1824 nucleotides long. It is a transcript of the gene ntn1b, whose product is annotated as netrin 1b. The transcript has 6 exons. NCBI's taxonomy places the organism in Eukaryota, Metazoa, Chordata, Actinopteri, Osmeriformes, Osmeridae. The record is from RefSeq and is a predicted model, not a curated record. The coding region runs from base 1 to 1824 and encodes 607 amino acids. Gene Ontology annotation, molecular function: protein binding.